GUCUACUUCAAUCAACAACAUGGCACCAGAAAAGCUCGCUAUGUUCCUUCUUGGCGUCUACCUAGUUGUAACCCCCGUACUCGGUGUGUACGACAGAGAUAGGGAUGCUCUUCUGAAGGGGACGUUUCCAGAAGAUUUCAUCUGGAGCUCGGCUUCGGCUGCCUACCAGAUAGAAGGGGCCUGGAACGCUAGCGGCAAGGGUCCGUCCGUCUGGGACACUCUGGCACAUCAAGGCAACAGACAAGACACAGGCGAUGUAGCGUGUGACAGCUACCACAAGUACCCAGAAGACGUGCAGCUGAUGAAGCAGAUGGGACUGAAGUACUACCGCUUCUCCAUAUCAUGGCCCAGAAUCUUCCCUACAGGUGAGCAACAGGAUGGGGUGAACCAAGAUGGCGUCAGAUACUACAACGCCCUGAUCGACGAGUUGAUAGCCAAUGACAUCACGCCGAUGGUUACCCUGUUCCACUGGGAUCUGCCGCAGGUUUUACAGGACCGGUACGGAGGCUUCCUGAACAACCUCACCACCAACAGUACCGUGAUCCACGAUCUGUUCGGGGAUUACGCCCGCUUCUGUUACCGGAACUUCGGGGAUCGCGUGAAGUACUGGAUCACGUUUAACGAUCCCUGGAUCAUAGCUCUGGAAGGUUAUGGCAUCGGCACCUACCCUCCUAUGCUUACUGACCCUGCCGGGCAGUACAUAGCAGGACACAACAUCAUCCUGGCUCACGCCAGGGCCUACCACAUUUACAACGACGAAUUUAGGGCCACGCAGAAUGGCAAGGUGAGUAUCGCCCUGAGUUGUGACUGGGCCGAACCCAAACUCCCCCACCAGCCGGCGUCUGUUGCUGCUGCCGACCGGUACGUCCAGUUCUUCCUGGGCUGGUUCGCUCAUCCCAUCUACAAGAACGGCGACUAUCCGGAAGUUAUGAAGACAACCUUAGCGAGGAAGGCACUCGAAGAAGGCAGAACCUCCUCACGUCUGCCUGAGUUCACAUCCCAACAGAAGUCCUACAUCAGGGGAACCGCUGACUUCUUCGCCCUCAACUUCUACACAACCGUAGAGGUGGAAGACAAGGGCCAUAUUGUAACAGAUAAUCCCACCUAUUUCACUGACAUCGAUGUUAUAAAAGACCACCCAGCUGACUGGCCGCAGUCGCCAUUCGGUUGGCUGUACGUCGUGCCGUGGGGACUCCGGAGAGCUCUGGGAUUUAUCCGGAACGAAUACGGAGAUCCGGAUAUCUUCAUAACGGAAAACGGAAGGCCUGACCAUGACCGUGAUCCACCCAUCCUGAUGGACAUGGACCGGAUCUGUACCUACAUGAUGUACACCAACGAGGUCAUGAAAGCUCGCAACCUGGACAACGUCAAAGUGAAAGCCUACACGGCCUGGUCACUGUUAGACGGUUUUGAGUGGAUGCCGGGCUAUACCGUACGUUUCGGGCUUUACUACGUGGACUUCAGUGACCCCGACCGCAAACGAUAUCCGAAGGCUUCGUCCAUCUUCUACAAACAGUUGGUGAGAAACAACGGCUUUCCUGAGGGGUCAGAGUUCACCAAGUACGUGGAGACCAUGUGGGACGUCUGCCACAGGACGCCACAGGCAGGACUGCACGGACGCACAGGGGGCGCUUCUCAGAUCUCGCCCCUGGUCUCGCUGUUUCUCGCGAUACCUGUGGUGGUUGCAUACAGCUUUAUUAGCUUAACCACUGUCAAACUCAACAUGUUGACAUAUAUCUGUCAUUUUGCAGCGUCUCUGGUACCUGUAGGUUUCAUCAUGGCACCUGAAAAGUUCGUAUUUUUCCUUCUUGGCGUCUUCCUUGUUUUUACUCCCGCUUACGGAGCGUACGACAAGGAGAGAGACGCUCUACAUAAGGGGACGUUUCCGGAUGAUUUCAUCUGGAGUUCGGCAACGGCUGCGUACCAGAUUGAAGGGGCCUGGAACGUUAGCGACAAGGGUCCCUCCAUCUGGGACACUCUGGCACAUCAAGGCAAAGUCAACAACCGAGACACAGGUGAUGUAGCCUGUGACAGCUACAACAAGUACCCAGAAGACGUGCAGCUGAUGAAGCAGAUGGGACUGAAGUACUACCGCUUCUCCAUAUCAUGGCCCAGAAUCUUCCCGACAGGUGAACAACAGGAUGGGGUGAACGCAGAUGGCGUCAGAUACUACAAUGCCCUCAUCGACGAGUUGAUAGCCAAUGACAUCACGCCAAUGGUUACCCUGUUUCACUGGGACCUGCCGCAGGUUUUACAGGACCGGUACGGAGGUUUCCUGAACAACCUCACCACCAACAGUACCGCGAUCCACGAUCUGUUCGGGGAUUACGCCCGCUUCUGUUACCGGAACUUCGGGAAUCGCGUGAAGUACUGGAUCACGUUUAACGAACCCUGGAUCACGGCAUGGCUUGGGUACGGUAUUGGUAACUUCGCCCCCCAGCACAAUGAACCUGCCACAGGACAGUACAAAGCAGCCCACAACAUCAUCCUGUCCCACGCUAAAGCCUACCAUAUCUACGACGACGAGUUUAGAGCCACACAGAAUGGCAAGGUUGGUAUCACCCUGAACUGUGACUGGGGAACCCCGAAGACUCCGGCUGACACCGAGGCAGCGACGCGGUACGUCCAGUUCUUCCUGGGCUGGUUCGCCCAUCCCAUAUACAAGAACGGCGACUAUCCGGAGGUCAUGAAGACAACCCUGGCAAGGAAAGCCCAGGAGGAAGGGAGACCCACGUCACGUCUGCCUGAGUUUACUGAAGAGCAGAAGGCUUACGUCAGUCACACCAGCGACUUCUUCGGCCUGAACCACUACACUACUGUAGAGGUUACAGACACCUGCUGUAGUGAAAUUGCUGACCCCAACUACGACACCGACAAGGAUGUUCACACCGGGCAUGCGGCUGACUGGCCGGUCGCCGCCUCCGUCUGGCUCUACGUUGUUCCGUGGGGAAUCCGGAAUCUGCUGGGCUUCAUCCGGGACGAGUACGGAGAUCCGGAUGUCUACGUCACGGAAAACGGAAGGUCUGACCAUGACCAGGAUCCCGGCAUUAUGAUGGACAUGGACCGGAUCUGCUACUAUAUGAUGUACACCAACGAAGUCAUGAAAGCUCACAACCUGGACAAUGUCAAGGUGAAGGCCUACACAGCCUGGUCCCUUUUGGACAACUUCGAGUGGCUAUCCGGCUACUCCGAGCGUUUCGGCCUCCACUUUGUAGACUUCAACGACCCAGAGCGCACCCGGUACCCCAAAGCUUCCUCCGUCUUCUUCAAGCAACUGGUGAGAAACAACGGGUACCCGGAGGGUUCCGAGUUCACCAAGUACGUGGAGAAUAUGUGGUACUUUUGCCACAACACCACAGAAGCAGAAGUGAACGGACCGGCAGGGGGCGCUUCUACAAUCUCGUCCCUGUUCUCGCUGUUUCUAGCGAUACCUAUCUUGGUGGUAUGCCACUUCAUCGCUUGAACAGUUGGCUGAAGUAGAGGUUCCUACGAAUCUUUAAUCGUAGUCUUGGUUGUGUUUAAAUUUGCAGACGGAACAUUGUUUUUGCUCUGUUUCUUCUUCUUCUUCUCCAAACAAAUUAGUUCAAUGACCUGAACCAGACGUCUAUCACCAUGGUAACUAGUGUUGGGUUACAUAAUGCUGCAAUUUUAUAGCAGGAAGGAUUUAGACUCCUGUCAUCAUAUGAAUGUGUUUGAGUAAGAAUCAACAGAGCAGACCAUAUGCGAAGGUAAACAUUAUGAACAUUUUCUUUGCAAAUGUUACCGUCUAAAUGUGUCGUGUUGAGCCGAGUUGUCCAGCUUACUAGUACCUACAAAUGCCAAUGUCUUUGCUUGAUAGAACGUCCUUGCUUGAUGGUGUUCUUCCUAACACUAAUGACGGCAUUUGUGUAGCUACAUGCAACGUUAUCAUUCCAAUAUUCUUCUCAAAAAUAAAAUAUAUGAGUGACGCCAUAUAAUAUAUGGAUACAAAAUGCAUUAGGCUCCCUCCAAAUUUCAUUUUUUUUGUGUAUGUCAUAAGAUAUUUUGAUGAGAAGUGCAUAUGCAGGAGAUACAUAAAUGGUUUGAUAAUAUAUGAUGAAGGAAAGAAACAGGACAGGACAUUACUGCAAUGUUCCAAUGAUUUAUUGCUGUUUUCAUGACGAAUAAAAAGACUUGUU
This is a messenger RNA of Branchiostoma belcheri (Belcher's lancelet), 4157 nucleotides long. Its product is annotated as lactase-phlorizin hydrolase-like. Gene Ontology annotation, biological process: carbohydrate metabolic process. Gene Ontology annotation, molecular function: beta-glucosidase activity. The transcript is spliced from 21 exons. Lineage: Eukaryota; Metazoa; Chordata; Leptocardii; Amphioxiformes; Branchiostomatidae. The coding region runs from base 20 to 3463 and encodes 1147 amino acids. The record is from RefSeq and is a predicted model, not a curated record.